Messenger RNA from Syzygium oleosum, 1144 nucleotides. Its product is annotated as 1,4-dihydroxy-2-naphthoyl-CoA thioesterase 1. NCBI's taxonomy places the organism in Eukaryota, Viridiplantae, Streptophyta, Magnoliopsida, Myrtales, Myrtaceae. Gene Ontology annotation, biological process: phylloquinone biosynthetic process. The coding region runs from base 273 to 761 and encodes 162 amino acids. The transcript is spliced from 4 exons. The record is from RefSeq and is a predicted model, not a curated record. Gene Ontology annotation, molecular function: 1,4-dihydroxy-2-naphthoyl-CoA thioesterase activity. Gene Ontology annotation, cellular component: peroxisome.
AGAUGCAGCCAGGAAAUGGUAAGAACAGUUGGCUUUUCUUUCCCCCCGUCGCCCUCUCACCUAACCAAAAACAAGAACAACCCCCACUAUCUCUCUCUCUCUUCUGGACUUUGGACCUUUUUAGACACGUAGAACCACCCAUCUUCAUCCUUACCCUUUUCUGGUCUUGCACCUACUACUGCUGAGACGGGAGCCGGAGGAGCUGGAGGAGCUCGAAUUGAAUCGUUAUCCGGAGAAGCAGAGCUCCACCAAUUCAUCCAGCACAAUCCCCCAUGGAUAACCCUUCUUCUUCUUCCACUUCUGAGUCCAAGACGGCUGAUCUAGACCCGCCCCUCCACGCGGUGGGAUUCGAGCUGGAAGAGAUAACCGCCACCAGGGUCACCGGCAAAAUCCUCGUCUCCCACAAGAGCUGCCAGCCGUUCAAGGUGUUGCAUGGAGGGGUGUCAGCGCUGAUAGCGGAGGGGAUGGCGAGCAUGGGGGCACACCUCGCGUCCGGCCUCAAGAGGGUGGCCGGCAUCCACCUGAGCAUCAACCACGUGAAGAGCGCGGUGGUCGGCGACCUCGUCCAUGCCGAGGCCACCCCAAUCAGCCUCGGCAAAACCAUUCAGGUAUGGGAGGUGCGACUAUGGAAGGUGAACCCGCAAGACUCCGAGAGCAAAUCUUUGGUGUCAUCGUCUAGGGUUACUCUCCUCAGCAACAUGCCCGUCCCCGAGCAUUUGAAGGACGCAGAUAAAGGUCUCAGGAAGCAUGCGAAACUCUGACUACCAAUGUACAAUUAGCAGCUCGCUCCGGUGAUCAAACCUGAAAGUACAGGCCACUUAAUGAAUAAAGUUUCUUUGAACCAAACGGUUAUCGAUGUACAAAUAAAGACCCACAUUUCUCAGUAAAAGCAUUGCACACUGAACCGAGACGACAUUCCGAUGUCCUGAUAGAGGUUGUUCGCCCCGCUACAAGGCCAAGCCCCACAUGACUUGUACUCCCUUCAUUUUCAUGGCCAGUGUUCUUUGCUGGCUGAGUUGAAAGUAAAAUGCAGGCAAAAUGUUGUUACAUUGCCACACGUGUGGCUGCAGUAUGGAUCUUAAUCUACUGAACCAACCAGCAAAUGGAUGAUAUAGCAGUAAGAAAAGCUCAGUUCAAAUGUUAA